AUGCUUGCAGUUGGCAACACAUCUUUCAAGACAACAUCUAACGCUUCUUCUUCGUUAUCAUCAUCUGUGUUAAAAGGAUUACCAUCCUCUGGACAAAAUCAUGCUUUAUCGACAAAUACACAGCCAUCAGCUACUUUGUUGCCGCCAAUUUCAUUAACUACAGUAGUCAAUAGUAAUACUGUCAACAACACUACUCAUAAUUCUACUCAUCGUUCUCAACUACAACAGCAAUCACAUCAGAAUGAACGACGACGGAAUUAUCGGUAUACUGGAGAUCCUAGCUCGCAUGCAGCAGACAAAAAAGCCUAUGUCAAUGGCGAUCCAGAAGGAACACCAAUGCAUUUAUCGGGGUGCGCUGAUCCCCGAAAUCCGAUUCGAAACGAAAAAGCAUACUAUGAUCUGCCCGUACCAAAAUUCAAGGUUGAUCGUUGUUGGGUGGGGUCUUUGCCGGCCAAAGAAGUAACAUUUCGAAAUUUAAAUGAUAAUAUCACAAAAACGUUUUUAGCUGAUAUGUGUAAGCGUUUUGGUGAAAUAGAUGAUUGUCGAAUUUAUUAUGAUAGAGUGACAAAAAAACAUCUUGGUUUAGGAACAGUAAUUUUUAAAACAACAAAAGCAGCCAGAGAGUGUGUGAAGAUAUUGCAUAAUUCUAUCAAAAUGGGUUCAAUUAUUUCAGUGUCUCUAGAUACAGGAGGCAUCGAACGUACAAAACAAUAUGCAACUUUAACACGCGGUCCAGAACAAGAAAAAGCAGCAGCAGCUGCAGCAGUAGCUGCGGCACAAUCAGCUUCUCCACCGUCACAGUCUCAAUCUUUGCCUUCAGAUCAAAACAAACAAAUAACAAAACAACUUCCCAAUAAUAGUGCUGAACUUUUAUCUUCCAAAGUUACGCAAUUAUUAGCUAUGCCAAAUAUACCACCACCUCCUUCAUUCCUCCCCCCAUCAGCAAAUAUGACACAUAAUCCUAAUUUCGCCACACUUAUUUCCACGCCGCCACCACCGAUUCCACAUCAUCUUCAACAACAUCACAUGCCUUUAAUCCCACCAAUCGUUGAAAAUAAUAAUGGCAAUAUUCAUUUCAAUGUUGGUACAUACAGCACAACACGAGUGUUCAUACAAAUAUUAACAGAAACAAGAAAAGGGUCAUUAGUUACAUGUCGUUUUGAAAAUGAACAGAAACAUAGUAGAAGACGCAGACAGACAUCAUCUACUGCCGUUCGACAUACACGAAAAAAAGUCGUUAAAACACCCAGACGUAAAAAUCAAUCAACGACUGUUCGAUAUGAAACAUCAACUACAGGUGGUCAACAUACUCAUGUGGAUGGCAAUUCAUCGUUCCUCUAUCAAAAUUCAUCAGCAUUCGAUCCUUAUGCAUCGUAUGGUGGUAAUCAAACAAGGCCAUCGUCACAAUCAUCCACACAUACUACAUCUAGAAAUAACAUCACAAGGAAUAACAGAAGCACACAUAAACGACAACCACAACGUCAUCGAAAAAGAUCUUCUUCAAGUUCUUCUACAAGCACUUCAAAUGAUUCUUCAUCAAGUUCAUCAUCCAGUUCAUCUUCAUCAUCAGAACUUUCCGACUCUGAUGAUGAUACAGCAAGCACCAAAAAAUCUCUCGUAAACAAAAAGAAUGAAAAAUCAGUUUCAGCUGAAGAAGAAGAAGAUAAACGUGAACGACCAAGUUUAGAUGCACGAAUCGAUGCAAUUCUUAAACAACAACAACCAAACAUACAUCAUCCAAAAGUGGCGUCAUCCUUCCCAAAUCUACCUCCGAUGUCACAUCCUCCACCUCCCAUAUUUCCUUUGCCUCCUAUACCGCCACAUUUGCUCGGUCAAAAACAACAACCACAAGCAACCUACGGUGUUGAUCAUACAGUUAUAAAUAAUUUCAAUUUUUUUGGUUCAUCCUUUCCAUCUGCAUCAUUUUUAAAUUCAAAUGGUGGUACCAACUGGCAAGAUAUUUUUCGUCCUCUAUUAGAUUUAGGCAAACAGGAAACGCCAAAUUAUAUACAUCAACAGCAAAAAUCAUCGACAAUGGCCCCUCCCCCGCCACCACUUCCAAAAACGGGAACACUACCAGCUUCAUUGGCGCCAAUUUCCGAUGAUUUACGCUCAAAUAAAAGUCAACAUAUAAUAACAAAUGUGUCGAAUAUUGUUAAUAAAGAGUUAAUCGACUUAAUACGUAAAGAUUUGACGAAAAAACUAGUUGAAACUCUUGUCUAUAAAGCCAUUGAAGUAUGGUACGACAAUCAAGAACAAAAGGCAAAAGUUCGAAAAAUUAAGUCAGUGGAAUCAAAUAAUAUUAACCAUCAACCAUAUUCAUCUCAGAUACAAUCGAAUGGUACUAUAGAACAUGAAAUAUCGAUUCAAACAGCCGCCUCGUCGGUGCAACGUUCAUUAUCGAAUACUUUGAUAGAUCGUGUAGGAAGUGGAGAAGAUUUAUUACAAUGUAAAAAUACAGUGACACAAAUAUCUCAAACGACUUUAACGCCGUCAUCUUCUGCUACACGCAUUGCUGAUACAACAGCUUAUUUUGAACAAAUAUGUGAGCAUGGUUUAACUGGUCAUCUAACUGUACGAUCACAAAUGCCAAAAUUACCUUCAUUUCGGGUAAAAAUGAACAGUCGCACAUUUAAAAGAAUUGUUCAAGAAGAAAAACGUCAUUCACCGCUAUUAUUCACAACGAAAAAGACAUUGUCAAACGUACGUGAUCAUGAAAAAGAAAAUGAUCGACGACGUCAUCAACGUAAACGUGUUGCUACUCAUAGCAGUAGUAGUUCAACUAGCCGUAGCAGCAGCAACAGCAGUAGCAGUAGUGAUUCCUCAAGUGACAAUGAAUCAAAACGUGAUGAUGUGAGUCAAGAAUCCAAACCACGUUCAUCGGUCGAUCUUCCAAUUGAAAAUACACCUCAGAUUGGUGAUAAUUCUUACCCGGUUGAUAAUGAUGAAACAAAUCAAUCGUCGAUUGUUGAUCCUGUUGUGGAAGAAGAAGAGGGAGAAAUUAGAGAAGAGAAACAAGAACCAGAAGAUCAUAAACAAAAUUUAAAAACCAAAGUGAUAAAAAAACAAUCAAAUGUUAAGAAAAAUCAGAAACGACCCAAAGUGACAUCAAAAAAAAAAGAAAAGACAAAACCCAUAGUACCAUCAUCAAGAAAAAGAAAAGUAAAUACGUCAAAUCUUAAUGAAGAAUGCAUUGAUGAAAAACAAUCAUUACUAUCAUCAAAUGGAAGUAGAGAACAAAUUCACAACGAAGAUAAUAAUCAACGUGGAAGUGUUGAAACAACCGAAUUAAUAAUACCACUCAAACGUGCUCGACUGAGUCAAAAAGAAUCAAAAACAGAUAGACGUGAUUCGAAAUUAAUUACCUCAAGUUCAAACGAUUUAGAACAACAAAUAUUACCUCAGAACAACGAAGAAACAUCAGAUAAAACUGCCAAAACAUUUGAAAUUACUAAUCCUAGUUCGAUACAGACGUACAACAUUCUGACACAAAAUAUAUUUGAUGAUAUACACAGUGAGACAAAAUCAACCACUGGCUUGUUUGAUUAUAUCCGUUAUGAACACGAUUAUGCUAGUCAAAUACCAAUACCAGUUAGUCAUUUUAUUAAAUCAGAAGUUUCUGUUGCCCCGUUAUCGGACACAAGUACAGAUAUGAAACCAUUGAGAAAAAAAGGAACUGUAGUCAAUGAUACAUUACCAAAAUCAAAUAAAUUUUGUUCACGUCAAAAUGAAGAUGAAAUGCGAAUUAUGUAUGAAAUAAAUGAUGGAAUUGAUGAGGAAGAUAUGAAUUAUUUAAAAGUCAGUUUUGUCAAGAUGUCUCAAGAAGGACAAUCAUGUUACGCAAAUCAAACAAGAUGGGUCGAUCAUCCUCCAAGUCGGGAUUCGUUUUUUGUCCUUAAUCAGGCUUUGUCUGAAAAACAUCUCACAGGUAGUGCAAGAACUGAGGGUUAUUACAAAGUUGCAUUCGAAGAAAAAUUGCGUUAUCUGAAAACGUUAACAGGAAACGAUGCCCAAGCAUUAUCAAUUAUUCCGCAAUUAAUGAUUGACACAAAUAAUCAGUCCACAAAAUCCUCACAAUUGUCUCGUGGUGCUAGAAGUGAACAACGUCGUAUAUUAGCAGCAUUAGGCGAUGUCGAAUUUGCUGAUCAUUUUAAAUUUAGUCAGUUAAAACUGAGAAAAAAACGUUUACGUUAUGCCAAAUCUGACAUACAUGGAUGGGGAUUAUUUGCAUGCGAAGCAAUUGCAGCUGAAGAUAUGGUUAUUGAAUACGUGGGUGAAACAAUUCGACAAACAGUCGCUGACAUUCGUGAAAAAGAAUACGAAGUUGAAGGCAUUGACAGCAAUUAUAUGUUUAGAAUUGAUUCAGAAACAAUCGUGGAUGCGACUAAAUGUGGCAAUUUAGCGCGAUUUAUUAAUCAUAGCUGCGAUCCAAAUUGUUAUGCAAAAAUAAUUCCAGUUGAAUCGCAAAAGAAAAUUGUUAUUUAUUCUAAACGUGAUAUUCGGUUAGGUGAAGAAAUAACGUAUGAUUAUAAAUUUCCAAUAGAAGAACAAAAAAUACCUUGUAGAUGCGGUUCACAAACUUGUCGUGGUUCACUUAAUUGA
Didymodactylos carnosus is the source of this 4602-nucleotide messenger RNA. Lineage: Eukaryota; Metazoa; Rotifera; Eurotatoria; Philodinida; Philodinidae. The record is from the annotation of a GenBank genome assembly.